This is a messenger RNA of Leptosomus discolor (cuckoo roller), 1029 nucleotides long. Lineage: Eukaryota; Metazoa; Chordata; Aves; Leptosomiformes; Leptosomidae. The record is from RefSeq and is a predicted model, not a curated record.
UUGCUGGUACUGCAGUGUUGAUGUUUCUGCAAGCUGCAGUGCGGUGGUGACGGGUGAUAAUGUGGGCAACGUGGUCCUGCUCAGCACUUCUGGUGAAGAGAUUUGGAAGCUGAAAUUGCACAGGAAGAAAGUGACUCACGUGGAGUUUAACUCCCGAUGUGAGUGGUUGUUGGCCACAGCCUCUGUGGAUCAGACAGUCAAAAUCUGGGACCUCAGAAACAUCAAAAACAAAAUGAAUUUUCUUCAUGUGCUUCCUCAUGACAAACCUGUCAAUGCAGCUUACUUCAGUCCAACAGAUGGUGCCAAGCUCCUGAGCACAGACCAGCGCAGUGAAAUCAGGGUUUACUCAUCUUCAGACUGGACCAAGCCACAGCAUCUGAUCCCACAUCCACAUCGGCAGUUUCAGCACCUCACACCUAUUAAGGCAACGUGGCAUCCUCGCUAUGACCUCAUUGUAGCGGGUCGCUACCCAGACCCUAAGUUUCCAGGGUACACAGUGAAUGAGCUACGAACUGUUGAUGUAUUCGAUGGAAACACUGGGGAGAUGGUUUGUCAACUCCAUGAUCCAAAUGCUUCUGGUAUCAUCUCGCUCAAUAAAUUUAACCCUAUGGGAGACACGCUGGCCUCUGGCAUGGGCUUUAAUAUUCUGAUCUGGAGCCGGGAGGAGAUGGUGGCCAAGAAGCAAGAACAUCUUUUGAAAGCCAUGACAGAACAGGGGAUUGGAAGGUGGAGUUUGUCCAGACGCGGAGGGCAGAGGCAGGCAAACCCUGGGCCCAGCAAACUCAAAGCUAACUUACUGUCUUGGGAGCUGGAGGAGAUGAGACCAAAAAGCAACAAUUCUAAAUCACAGGGAAGGAAGCGAAAAGGGAGGGAUCUAGAGAACUGAUUUAGUAUUUUGAUCCUUUCUGGAUCACAGGGUACAAAUUCGGUUUUGGCAAUGGGCAAGUAUAAGCCAUGCAGGGCAUUAGACUUCUACUUUGUCCUUGCUCCCUGGAUCUGAUGUUGCUUCCCUGAUUCUCUUUGCUUCUC